Girardinichthys multiradiatus is the source of this 1262-nucleotide messenger RNA. Its product is annotated as tetraspanin-9-like. The record is from RefSeq and is a predicted model, not a curated record. The transcript has 9 exons. Lineage: Eukaryota; Metazoa; Chordata; Actinopteri; Cyprinodontiformes; Goodeidae. Gene Ontology annotation, cellular component: membrane. The coding region runs from base 310 to 1029 and encodes 239 amino acids.
CACUUUUUUCGUUUUUUUUGGGCUGCAUGGACAUGAAAGCAAACGGCCCGACGUGGUUAGGUUGCUUUAAUCAGAAAACAUCACGUUUAACUAUGUCUGAAGAUAAAUAAACCAAGCUGUUUUAAAACGGUGUUUAGUGAGUGCUCGUGCGAUUUUUAUUUAUUUAUUUAUUUUUUGCCGAAACUUUUGAUGAACGUAGAAAUCUGAUGCGCAACGGGGUGACGUCACGUCUACGAUAACUCGAUAAAUUAAACACAUUCAGAACUGCUGAGUUGUCUUCUUCUAAGUGAUCCUGGUUAGUAUUCAGUCAUGGCUCGAGGUUGCAUUUGCUGUGUUAAGUACAUGCUCUUCCUCUUUAACCUCUUUUUCUGGCUGGGCGGCUGUGGUUUGUUGGGGGUUGGAGUUUGGCUUUCUGUUUCCCAGGGUAGCUUUGCCACCCUGUCUCCCUCGUUCCCCUCGCUCUCUGCCGCCAACCUUGUCAUCACACUGGGCACUGUUGUUAUGGUAACAGGUUUCUUUGGCUGUCUGGGUGCCAUCAAGGAGAACAAGUGUCUGCUGCUAAGUUUUUUCAUUGUUCUGUUGAUCAUCCUUUUGGCUGAGCUGAUCCUCCUCAUCCUUUUCUUCGUGUACACAGACGAGGUGAGGGAAAAUGCCAGACAGGACCUGAAAGAAGGGCUGAUGCUCUACAACACAGAAAGCAAUGCAGGCCUGAGGGACGCAUGGAACACCAUACAAAGAGGGUGGAGGUGCUGUGGUGUGACAAAACCAGACGAUUGGUCCAGCUUCAUGCUGGAGAACGUUGUACCAGACAGCUGCUGCCAGCAGGUUUAUCUGAACUGUGGACGCAAUGCAUCCAACUCCUUCUGGGCACACGGCUGCUAUGACAAGGUGGAGCAGUGGGUGGAUGAGAACAAACACCUGCUGGGAACUAUCGCCAUGUGUGUGUUGGUCAUACAGCUGCUGGGCAUGGCUUUCUCCAUGACGCUUUACCAACAGAUCCACCGUGCAGGAAAGAAAUACCAAGCUUGACAUGAUUUAGACCCUUUCCAGAUCAGCUCGGGUACUGAAAAAAGCCAGUUAUCAUGCGUGCCAUUGUUACCAUUUUUGUCUUAUCUACUCCAUUAUUGUUUUGAAUAUCGUUCUUAUUCUUUUGUUUUUCAUUAAUAAACGUUGACUGACAGUAGAGCGGGUUUAAAGCCCUGCCUGUGGUAAAUGACUAUUAUCAACUAACGUGUUAAAUAAAGACCAAUAUUUGUCACCAA